UCCGGAGACGGUUAGAUGGAGACUGUUGUAACGACAGAGGCGACUACAACGGCAUCGUCCAGUUCGAUACUUGAUAAACCCCUCAUCCAAUUAACCGAAGAAGACAUUUCUCAACUCACUCGCGAAGAUUGUCGCAAAUUCCUCAAAGAAAAAGGGAUGCGAAGGCCGUCAUGGAACAAAUCGCAGGCAAUUCAGCAAGUGAUUUCGCUCAAGGCAUUGUUGGAAAGCAACGAAGAUUCCACCGCCUGUGCUCUCCGGAAAAUCGUCCUUUGUCCACCUCCUCCACCAGUUCCUCCGCAAAAUGUAGCUUCAAAUUCUGGUAAUUCAGCAAAAGAAACCGUCCUUGGAGAAGAAGGUCCUUUGAAAACUGCUCCGGUGGUGGAGAUGAGUUGUCAGGGCAGUGAAAAGAAUAAGAAGACUCUUUCUCCUAGAAGUCGGUGGGAAACAAAUGAGCUGGGUGGGCAGAUGACACUUUUUUAUUGUGGAAAGAUCAAUGUGUAUGAUGGAGUACCGCUUGCUAAGGCACAUGCAAUCAUGCGUCUUGCAGCGUCUCCUAUUGAUUUUACCCUGGACAAUCUAUGUAAUGGAAAUGCUGACCUUAGGUCCUUUCUUGGCCAUGCACAAGAAGCUGAAGACAAAAAUAACCUUGUUGCUUCUAAUGCCUUGAACUCUCAUACCAUUCAAACUGGAAAGAUGAUAGAAUACCAGCAGCAUUUUAGGGAAAAAGGAAACAACAGUCGUGACUCUGAUAUAGAUGGGCAGAUGAACAGAAAAGUAUCAUUGCAGCGACAUCUUGAAAAGCGAAAAGACAGGGGAAGAUUUUCUAAAGGCAGGAAGCAUGCAGGACAAACUUCUUCUAGCUUUGAGAUGUACCUGAGCCAGCAGAUAGGAACUCACCACUCAAAUGGACAAUCAACUCGGAGUGAAACAAGUUCUCUACCGCAAUCUACAGUGCCACAUGUAUUUUGUAGCUCAGCUGACAACCAAGCAAAGCUUGUGAAUCUUUCUGUAGAUCUCAAUGAUGAAAGUGGUAAAGAACACUGAAUCAAAUGUGCCAUUUAUGUAACAUCAUACUAAUUCAUUGGGACUUAAGUAAAGAGAGAUGUUCUUUAGGUGCAUUACCCAUAGCAGACAUUGGAGAGAGGGAAAGUAACUGGAGAGAGCCUUUGACAUUGCUGCAUAUAUACAUAUAUAUGCUGUGCAUGGUGUAUGA
Hibiscus syriacus is the source of this 1213-nucleotide messenger RNA. RefSeq names its product protein TIFY 4B-like. The record is from RefSeq and is a predicted model, not a curated record. Gene Ontology annotation, cellular component: nucleus. Lineage: Eukaryota; Viridiplantae; Streptophyta; Magnoliopsida; Malvales; Malvaceae. The transcript has 9 exons. Gene Ontology annotation, biological process: regulation of defense response; regulation of jasmonic acid mediated signaling pathway; response to wounding. Bases 16 to 1044 code for a protein of 342 amino acids.